Messenger RNA from Gracilinanus agilis (Agile Gracile Mouse Opossum), 1410 nucleotides. Its product is annotated as zinc finger protein 420-like. The transcript has 3 exons. The annotation marks the transcript as partial. The record is from RefSeq and is a predicted model, not a curated record. Gene Ontology annotation, molecular function: RNA polymerase II cis-regulatory region sequence-specific DNA binding; DNA-binding transcription factor activity, RNA polymerase II-specific. Lineage: Eukaryota; Metazoa; Chordata; Mammalia; Didelphimorphia; Didelphidae. Gene Ontology annotation, biological process: regulation of transcription by RNA polymerase II.
AUGGAGGAGCUUCAGCAGAUAGACUCACUGGGUAUAUUUUCCUGCCUCUACAGGGAGCCUGGAGUCCCAGAGAUGGCCUUUGAGAGGGACAGACUCCCAGCCCAGAGAGUCCACACUGGGGAGAAACCUCAUGAAUGCAAGCAAUGUGGAAGAACAUUUAGUUGUAGGUCAAGUCUUGCUAAACAUCACAGAAUCCACACUGGGGAGAAACCUUAUGAAUGUAAGAAAUGCGGAAAGACAUUUAGUUGCAGUUCUCCUCUUGCUGUACAUCUGAGGAUCCACACUGGGAAGAAACCUUAUGAAUGCAAGCAAUGUGGAAAAACAUUCACUUGUAGCUCCCAUCUUGCUGUACAUCUGAGAAUCCACACUGGAGAGAAACCUUAUGAAUGCAAGCAGUGUGAAAAAACAUUCAGUUUCAGCUCCAGUUUUGCUAAACAUCAGAGAAUCCACACUGGGGAGAAACCUUAUAAAUGCAAGCAGUGUGAAAAAACAUUCAGUUUCAGCUCCACAUUCAGUCGGAGCUCCCAUCUUGCUGCACAUCAGAGAGUCCACACUGGGGAGAAACCUCAUGAAUGCAAGCAGUGUGGAAAGGCAUUCAGUUGCAGCUCCUAUCUUGCUAAACAUCAGAGAAUCCACACUGGGGAGAAACCUUAUGAAUGUAAGCAAUGUGGAAAGACAUUCAGUUGCAGCUCAAAUCUUGCUGGACAUCUGAGGAUCCACACUGGGAAGAAACCUUAUGAAUGCGAGCAAUGUGGAAAGACAUUCAGUAGGAAUUUCAAUCUUGCUGAACAUCACAGAAUCCACACUGGAGAGAAACCUCAUGAAUGCAAACAAUGCGGAAAGACAUUCAGUUGCAGCUCAAAUCUUGCUGGACAUCUAAGGAUCCACAGUGGAAAGAAACCUUAUGAAUGUGAGCAAUGUGGAAAGGAAUUCAGUCAGCAUUCUCAUCUUACUAUACAUCUGAGAAUCCACACUGGGGAGAAACCUCAUGAAUGCAAACAAUGUGGAAACACAUUUAGUUGUAAGUCAAGUCUUGCUAAACAUCAGAGAAUCCACACUGGUGAGAAACCUUAUGAGUGCAAGCAAUGUGGGAAGACAUUCAGUUGCAGCUCCCAUCUGGCUGUACAUCUGAGGAUCCACACUGGAGAGAAACCUUAUGAAUGCAAGCAAUGUGGAAAGACAUUCACUAGUAACUCCAUUCUUACUGAACAUCAGAGAACUCACACUGGGGAGAAACCUCAUGAAUGCAAGCAAUGUGGAAAGGCAUUCAGUUGUAGGUCAAGUCUUGCUAGACAUCAGAGGAUCCACACUGGGGAGAAACCUUAUGGAUGCAAUGAAUGUGGAAGGUCCUUCAGUUGCAGCUCAGAUCUUGGUAAACAUCAGAGAAUCCACACUGGGGAAAAACCUCAU